Messenger RNA from Trichoderma virens Gv29-8, 2036 nucleotides. RefSeq names its product glycosyltransferase family 2 protein. Gene Ontology annotation, molecular function: hyaluronan synthase activity. The coding region runs from base 1 to 1809 and encodes 602 amino acids. The record is from RefSeq and is a predicted model, not a curated record. Gene Ontology annotation, biological process: hyaluronan biosynthetic process; extracellular matrix assembly. The transcript has 2 exons. NCBI's taxonomy places the organism in Eukaryota, Fungi, Ascomycota, Sordariomycetes, Hypocreales, Hypocreaceae.
AUGGACUCAUUCCGGGAUGUUUCGGUCCCCCAAAUCGUCACAAAGGGCCGCCAGACUUCAUGGCUUCGCAUGCUACUCAACAUUGCAGGCUGUUUGCUCUUUACUCCUGCUUACUGGACCCUUGCCAUCCACUGUCGUUACCCUGUCACUCUAGAUCUCAUCUUGACUAUCCUGCUCACUGAGCUGAACCGACUUGUCAAUGAAGGCCGAAGGCUUCAGUUUUAUGAAGAAGCUCCGGAGCCGAUGAUGGCUCCUGUGGAUGAGAAGUCUGAUGAUGGUUUUUUUGAUGAAAAGAAAGUAGGCUUUUCUGAGUCGCAGAUUGUGCCGCAGUCGAGGUUGGAUUGCAUGGCUGCGGUGGUGGGAUGGCGCGAGGAUCCCGCUUUGUUUACCAGGGCGUUGGAGAGUUACAAGAAUGCCAUGCACUGCAAGUUUAUCCUUGUUGGCAUUGACGGAGAUGACGUGCCUGACCAGGACAUGGUCGACGUCUUCAACAAUGUAUAUCCCAGCCAGUCAAAGGUUAUUCAUGUUCCCCAGCCUCUUGGUGAGGUGGCAGAGCAGUUCAUCACCAAGCAUGUUUCCAUCUGCAAGCAAAACGGCCAGUCCGUCAACAUGAGCGAGUGUUAUGAGAUUGCCAUUCGGCACUGCUUCCAGCUUGCACGAACCAUCCUCGAGCAAGAAAAGGUCGACCUCACCAGCGUGCGUCACAUAUGCCUCCGCCAACGCCACAUGCACAAGAAGGGCAUCAUGUUCACCACGUUCAUCUUUGCCCUCGUCAUCGCCGAUGUUCUUGGCAUUGAGUUCCUGUGGUCGUCCGAUUCGGACACGCUCGUGUUCCCCGGCUCCAUCCACAAGACGGUUGAUGCCAUUGCCUACGACCCUACCAUUGGCGGCGCCAGCUCCGGCCUCGUCGUCCACAACGGAUACGAGACGACUGUGACGAACCUCGCUGCCACCGUCUACUGGGGCGAGCUGUAUCUGACCCGUUCGAUGCCUGCCUUCACCGCCACGAGCGACUGCCAGAGCGGCCCCAGCACCGUAUUCCGCCUCGCCGCGAUGCCCGCCAUCCUGAUCCCCUGGUAUCUCCAGACGCUGAUGGGGAAGCGCAUGAUCAUCAACGAGGACCGCCACCUCACCACUAACCUCCUGAAGCGCGGCUGGGGUGUCGUGUUCGCUUCCGACGUCCUUACCGCCACUGAUACUCCCACGACGCUGGCGCGCUGGUUGAAGCAGCAAGUCCGGUGGGCGCGUGCCACGCAUAUUGAGUCGCUUCUGCAGCCCAAAGUCUACCUCAUCACGCAUCCUCUGCUCUUCUACAGCAUGAGCAAGCGCGAGUUUGGCCCCAUCAUCGCCUUUGUUGCUACCAUGUGGUACUUUUUCACGGGCGAGCGACUCAUCAUUGUCUUUAUCUCCGAUCUGCUUGUGCGUAUCGUGGCCAGCGCCUUGUACAACCUCUUCCGCAACCCGCACCGCUUGGAACGCGCCUCUCUCAAAUGGAUCGUCCCCGGCAUGUUCUUCUACCACCUGCCGCUGCCUGCCGUCCACGUCUGGAGUCUGUUUACCCUGACGGCUGAUGGUUGGGGCACAAGCAUGCGCAACAGCAGCGAAUUGGCGAAGAAGGACAGCAUCAGACAGGCCUGGUGGGAGACGGGCUUCUUUGUUGGCUGGAUGGGCGUCGUGGCUGGCUGCGUGGCGCGAUGGCUGGCGACGCACUAUGAGAUGCAGGAGAGGGAGAUUUUGGCGGCCAUGGUGGUGAGUUUUGCGGCUGCGGCGGCGGUGGCCUGGAGAUUUACCAUUCAUCAAACUUCAUGAUGAUGGCGAUGAUGAUAAUGGUGGAGGAUGAUGUUGAGUUGGAGAGUGAGAUUGCGGAAGGAUACGAACGAAGUACUAAUAGAUGGGGCGCAUGUGAUGCUACAUGAUGGAUAUAUGGAUAACGGGUAAUUGGACGCUUUCACGAGCGCCGGUAAUGACUUUUAUGUACACUAGAAGUAUUAAUAUCUUAGACAAGCAUGAUAGAAAAGCGAUGACAUUUUCUUGAU